Molecule: messenger RNA, 1173 nt
Organism: Scylla paramamosain (green mud crab)
Lineage: Eukaryota; Metazoa; Arthropoda; Malacostraca; Decapoda; Portunidae
Product: platelet endothelial aggregation receptor 1-like
Exons: 5
Coding region: 268-552 (94 amino acids)
Source: RefSeq, a predicted model, not a curated record
GUCCCCCGGGCUCCACCGGCAUCAUGUGCCAGGACAGGUGUCCUGAUGAAACCUACAGCUUUGGGUGUCAGCACAGCUGCCCGUGUCAGCAUGGGGGCACAUGCCAGCACGACACCGGGGCAUGCCUGUGUCCCCCAGGGCACCAAGGAUCACAUCUUAGGGUAAUUGCCGGUCUCACAUUCAGAUUGCAAACUGCCCCUGCCUCUCAAAACUGCCCCUCAGCCCACACCACCAAACAGCCUCCAUGUCAGGGUGCCUGUGUCAUGGAUGACCACUGCCAACAUGGCAACUGCUGCGGCGUUGCCUCGGGCACAUGUGAGUGUGCCCCAGGCUGGCGUGGCCACCUUUGUCACAAGCCAUGUCAUCAAGGUUUCUGGGGAGAAGAGUGCCAGGAGGUGUGCUCCUGUUAGCAUGGGAGUCAGUGCCACCACAUCACUAGGGAGUACAGGUGUCCCGCGGGAUUCAACGGCGACAAGUUCCAAUUUGACGUGUCUUGUGCUGGCGAACAUCCUGUCUGCAGUCAGUCUGGUGGUGCCGUUUUGCAGGCUCUGACGUCAGGAAGAGCCAAAUGGAGGGUGUCUACAGCCAGUACUGGGUGUCCUGAUGCUGUACAAGUGUCAAGCCAGGUGCCACAGCACACAUGGUGUCAGCUGACUCCACCAGUGUAUUGCCCAGUCCAGGGUUUAUUGCUGUAUGACUUGUAUGCCUUUGCCAAUAAAUAAAUUUGUGACUAUUCUUAUAUAUGUGAAAUAUAUAGUUUGCUAACAGUGUGGUAUUGUAUAAAAAAUAUUUGGUGGUAAUAAUUCAUGCCCUCAAGGUAAAAAAAAAAAAAAAGCCAGGAUUGGCCCAGAAAUAAACUAAGUAUAAGAUACGAUUUGUACAUAGAGGCUCUGUCUGAGUGACUUUGGUGUUGCUUGGAUGGGGCCUCUAUGUGCAAAUCAUGUCUUAUACUUAGUAGUUUAUUUCUGGGCCAAUCCUGGCUUUUUUUUGGCCAAUCCUGGUUUUUCUUUUUUUUGCCUUGAGGGCAUGAACAGUUACUCCCAGAUAAGUUGUUUAUUUGCCAAAGAUAUUAUUGACAGUUAUAUAAAUACCCAUCAUGUUCAAGAUGGUAUAUUGAAUUUUUAUUUUACUGCAUUUUUCUAUUGUAUGUCAUUAAUAAAUACGCAAGAUAAA